GAUAUUUAAUGAAGAAAUUGAAAAUCUAAAUUUUGAAGAUGGAAUAGAAAAUAUUAAUGUAGAUGAAAUUGUAGAUAUAGACACAAGUGAAAUUGACGUUACUGACGACAACAGUCGUAGAAGCAUGGCAGAAAAUGUUCUUGUGACUGUAAACGCAGAAAUCGUAAAUCGUCCACGUCGUGGUCGACCGAGACGUAGAAAUUAUGCUGAAAUGAAUAUGUCGGAAAGUGAAAAUAGAGAAAAUAAUGGAGGAAAGAGGAGAAAAGGUAAAAAGCGAAUGGACGAUAGAACGAGAGCUCUCCACAAUACGAAAGAGAGAGACCGAAGACACGCACUAAAGAGAGACAUUGCAUUCCUAGCCGAACAAAUCCCAAACUUGCCAAAUAAAAAACCGAUGAAUUUGGUUUUGCAGAAGGCAAUAGAAUAUAUAAAAAAAUUAGAAGCAGAAAAUGACAAGUGCGAAAAAGAACUUAAAACGGCUAAAAAAUUAAACGAGGAUCUUUCAAAACGAUUUGCAAGAUUGCAACACGAAACAAGGAGGAAAUAGAAUAUUCUGUAAAUUCUAAGUUAAUAUUAUGAUGUCGGGUGGAGAUGGUUUUUUAAUAUUUUAUCAGUGUAUACG
Centruroides sculpturatus (bark scorpion) is the source of this 622-nucleotide messenger RNA. Its product is annotated as transcriptional regulator CBF1-like. Bases 125 to 547 code for a protein of 140 amino acids. NCBI's taxonomy places the organism in Eukaryota, Metazoa, Arthropoda, Arachnida, Scorpiones, Buthidae. Gene Ontology annotation, molecular function: protein dimerization activity. The transcript is spliced from 3 exons. The record is from RefSeq and is a predicted model, not a curated record.